AUGGAACAAUUUCCAUCGAAAUUUUUUACAACAGAUAAUUGUACUCUUACAAUCUAUAAAAGUAAGCCAACAAACAAAGUACUUUUACUUAGUUCUAAACAUAAAUUCGUUAAAGUAGAAAACAAUGAUAAACGUUUACCUGAAACUGUUUCAUAUUACAAUAAAACCAAAUUUGGUGUAGACAUGACCGAUCAAAUGGCGAGCAAAUUUUCUACAAAAUCCAAGUCUUGCAGAUGGCCUCUCCAAGUUUUCUUCAUUAUCUUUGAUUUAGCUGGCAUAAAUGCCUGGAUUUUGUACAAGCAAACGACAGAAGCAAAUAUCUCGCGACAAGAUUUUUUACUCAAGCUAGCAGAAAAACUUGGAGCCGAUUUUCGACAAGUUCGUGAGCAACCAAAAUAA
Molecule: messenger RNA, 399 nt
Organism: Ctenocephalides felis (cat flea)
Lineage: Eukaryota; Metazoa; Arthropoda; Insecta; Siphonaptera; Pulicidae
Exons: 1
Coding region: 1-399 (132 amino acids)
Source: RefSeq, a predicted model, not a curated record